Durusdinium trenchii is the source of this 1964-nucleotide messenger RNA. Lineage: Eukaryota; Dinophyceae; Suessiales; Symbiodiniaceae. The record is from the annotation of a GenBank genome assembly.
AUCGCUAUUAGGUUUACGUCUGGGCUCAGAACCUUGGUCGAGCGGAUCGCUCGCGGUGUGCGGAGCGCGCCUGCUGGAGCCACCCGGAAGUGGAGGAUCGAGGAUGGCUGAGGCUCCCAGUGAAGGAGAAAGUCGAACAGCUUCGGAGGAAGAGGAACAUGGCUCUGAGCCAGCACAGGACAGCGAAGGAGAGGCGUUUGAAGAGGAACUGCAGCAAGCGAUGCUUCAACGCGUUGAACAGAUGCUCUAUGGCAACAGUGGCUUGCCGAUCCAAGCGCCCAAGGAACCGGAGCCCUACUGGCCCGGGGAAAGCAUGGGAGACCAGCUGGGAGCCCUACCGGAAAACCGCUGAAAAGUGGUGGAAGGAAGAGGAUCCGAAAUCGCCCACGACUCCAAACUCAGAAGCAGCGCCGGGCGUGGUGUCCCAAAGCUCUCGGAAGGAGGACAGCUCGCAGUCUGAAGCCAGCUCCGGAGAGGAGGCGAACACCGCACCGGUGGACACCUCGGCGGUGGCCAAGGCAGUGGAGCUGGCGCAGCAGCUGAGGCAAGAGGCUGAGGAUGCGGCGCAGAAGCGGCGCCAGAACCGCCGCAAGAACGAGGACACGCGAGCUUCGGAGCUGGGUCUCGCGCGUGAUGCGUCUUGGGCCUUCCAUUUGUGCUGCCUUGAUGUGGCCAAAGCUUCUCCAGGACGGAUUUGAGUGGCGACACCGAGCACGGCGGACGACACCGAGGACGCGAGCUGCGGCAGGGGAGGGCGUCGACACGAAGACGAGUCGGGCCGUUUGCGUCGGUGAGAGGUUUGGCGAGUCGUUCGGAGGGUGGAGGAGCGGAACGACUGAACGGACGAUUGGUAGGUACUGAACGUGACGUAGUAACCUGGGGCGCGGAAGGGUGUGGAGAGAGUAGAGAGCGGUUUGGGAAUGUUUGGUUUGGUUUGGGAAUGUUUAGUUCAACCAUCGGUGGGUGAAAUUCUUGGAUUUGAGGACGGACCAGGAUUGACUGGGGGGACCGCGAACCAAGGCUGUGUUCCCUGAGCACCUCCCUUGAACCAUGUCAGUUUCUGCGAGUGUUCAAACGCCCCGCGAAUGCGGCGCAUUUGUCUGUCGGAUGUUGAUUGAAUGUCAUUUUUUUCGGGGUCAAGCAGAGAGGCAGUUUUUAGAUCCAAGGUUUGAAAGCAACUGUUGCUGAGGCAUUUUGAGGGAGGAAAAAAGCAAGUCUCACGAACACUCAGAACGAGGCAUGCGUGAGGCAGGCAGUUUCCAGUUUCUAGACGUUUCUACCAUUUGACUCGGCCAGAUGGUAUGGACCACCCAUUUGCUGGACUUGUUUUUGGCGCAUUCUGUGAGAUGUGGCGAGCGGGUCUUCCUGGAGGACCAAGGAGUUCUGACUUUCUCCCGCACUACCUGUCCUGCCGCCAGUACGUUGAGAAGACUUCAAAGCAGAGGCACUGUACAAGCGAGAGUUGCAGCUUUUGGAGAAGCACUUGUCGCGAGGCAGAGGAGUUUGGCCAAGGACUUCAUGCGGCCGGUGACUGGGUAUGACCUGAACUCGCCAGGCCUUCAUGCGUAAAUUCUGGGACUCUGCGAAAGCGAAAUAGGGAAAGCGGAGAAGUACGGAAGCUUGGAACUCGCAAUUCUUCAGGGGCCAAAUGACUAUGGCUUGCAAAAGAAGGUAAGAUCCAAAUCCCGUUGGUACAAGACUGACCAGGCCAAAGCGUGUGGGUCCAAGGUUGUUGUAUUUCAGCCACACGAAGUGUAGAAACGUGAAUACUCUUGAUUGACUCUGUGACAAGCCGUUCCGCAAACGCGGGAGAAGGCUUGGAGGCAGCGACACGGAAACAUCGCUUGCGAGUUGCCAAAGAGUGGUGGAGUCAAGUUGAUUAUUGGAAGAUGUGAAAAUUGUUGAAUGAUAAAGAUGAUUUGCAAGUUGAAAUCAGGUUGGAGGCCAUCGCUAGUAGUAAACCG